AUGGAACCUCUAAAGGAAUCCUGCAGAGCUGGGUUCAGAGAAGAGGCAACACCAGCAAUCAAGGAGCAAGGUCAUCAUGAGAAAGCUGAAAUAUUUGGAGAGAGAACUUUGCUUUCAAAUAUAUUGAAGUGGUACCUCACAGCAGAAGGGAGAGUGUGCACAUGCGCGGCCGUGUGCCUCACUUCAAGUUACUCCUUAGCUGCUCUGGAUUUUGAGAAAGAGCACAAUUUGGACCCUGUGUUUGACUCUCUGAGAAUGUCCAGGCGCAGCUUGCACUUGUCUGCCGCUGCAUACAGCAUGACCAAGGAUGUUUCCAAAUCUGGGAAGAAGGCUUUGGUAGACCAGUCAGCCAAAAUUACGAAACAACACAAAAGUGUGGCAAAACAAUCUGGCUCUGUAAAGUACAAUUUAUGGAAAAACGUGCCCGGCUCUUCCGUUUUCAGCCACAGUAGCUUCAGUAGUCAAACAAGUGAUGGGUCUCUCAUGUCAACCAUAUUGGAUGAGUCUUCAAUACAGGAGCAAACAGCCGUUGACCAUUUUUGGGGACUUGACGAUGACGGUGAUCUCAAAGGUGGAAGCGCGACAGUGAUCCAGGCCAAUAAGGAUGUUGUAGUGACUGAGAACCAGAGCACACUGAGCAAUGGCUACACCUGCAAUGACUGCAGCAUGCUCUCCGAGCGCAAGGAAGUCCUCACGGCCUACUCCACACCUCACUUGCCAUCCUCAUGAAUCUAUUCCAGGGAUUGAAGCCAAAAACACAAGUCCAGAGGCCUUUCUUUCUACACAAAUAAGAUUCGGCAAGUGGCUGUGCACACCGCCACCUCUUUCACCUCACUCAUAGUGCAGCUCUUUCAGAUGAUCUUGCUGAAGCUGGGCUAUGACGGUAAAGCUCACUCUAUCUACUGUGGGAGCAUGAAUGUAAAAGAAUUUCUCAGGGAAGAUGGCCACCUGGGGAUGAAUGGUGAAUCCUUAUGGAAGGCAGUGGAAGCCGUGUACUGGUAUAUUGAAGUAAGGUGGCUUGAAAAGCAUAGCUGA
Messenger RNA from Anolis sagrei ordinatus, 1035 nucleotides. NCBI's taxonomy places the organism in Eukaryota, Metazoa, Chordata, Lepidosauria, Squamata, Anolidae. The record is from RefSeq and is a predicted model, not a curated record.